AUGGGUAACCAGCAACUCUAUUGGAGCCAUUGGAGAAGAUUCAGCCAGGAUUCUCAUUCUUGCCAUGUCUGCUCAAAUCCACAUGGUCUGAUCUGGAAAUAUGGCCUCGAUAUGUGCCCUCAGUGUUUCAGUCAGUACAUGAAGGAUAUAGACUUCAUUAAGUUGGACCAGUUGUAG
Myotis myotis is the source of this 177-nucleotide messenger RNA. RefSeq names its product 40S ribosomal protein S29-like. Gene Ontology annotation, cellular component: cytosolic small ribosomal subunit. The transcript has 2 exons. NCBI's taxonomy places the organism in Eukaryota, Metazoa, Chordata, Mammalia, Chiroptera, Vespertilionidae. The record is from RefSeq and is a predicted model, not a curated record. Bases 1 to 177 code for a protein of 58 amino acids. Gene Ontology annotation, molecular function: zinc ion binding; structural constituent of ribosome.